GCUGCUUAGUCAUCUCUUCCACCGCCCUUCAACAACACUUGCCAAAACCAAAAAUCAGAUUCCCAAAUCGCCAACUUUUCUUCUUCUUCUUCUUCUUCUUUACCAACCCUUCAAAAAGAUCUAUGCUUUGAUUCAUAUUUGCUUUACCCUUUUCUGUUUCCUAGCAUUUUACCCUACUUUUCUUGUUGCAGGUUAGGGAAGUGUCUUCCUUCACUGAAUGAUAGUAUCGUCUUUGUGAUUGGAUAACAAGUCAAUGUUUGAGGGUGUUGUCUGAAAUGGUGAUGGUUCGCCACGUAGAAUUGCAGAAAACCGUAUGCCGCGUGGAAGACUUCCUAUGAUGGAUCUAAAAAGAGGUUAUGAUGUCGAACGUGAUGGAUCUAGAAUUCAGCAUGACCUGUGGCCUUUAGAUGAAAUUGAUCCGAAGAACGCGAAGUUUCCUUGUUGUCUAGUUUGGACCCCACUCCCGGUUGUCUCAUGGUUGGCGCCUUUCAUUGGACAUGUCGGCAUUUGCCUUGAGGCAGGAGCGAUUUUGGACUUUUCGGGAUCGUAUUUUGUUAAUAUCGAGGAUUUUGCUUUUGGUGCUGUUGCUCGAUACGUACAACUCGAUAGAGAAAAGUGCUGCUUUCCCCCGAACCUGGCCGGGCACACAUGCAAGCAUGGGUACCAGCACACAGAGUAUGAGACUGCACUCACAUGGGAUGAUGCCUUGCAGUCGAGCGUGCGUUACUUUGAGCACAAGAGCUACAACCUCUUCACGUGCAACUCUUACUCGUUCGUUGCCAAUUGUCUCAACCGGCUCUGCUACGACGGAUCAAUGAAUUGGAACAUGAUAAGCGUGGCUGUACUGUUGAUGCUCAAGGGGCAGUGGGUCGAUACAAUGUCGAUAGUAAGAUCAUUCCUCCCUUUCACAGUAGUGCUCUGCCUUGGGUUAGUACUGGUCGGGUGGCCGUUCAUGGCCGGACUCUUCUCGUUUUCUCUCCUCCUCCUCAUGUGGUUUCUGUUGGGGACUUACUGUGCAAAAACCUUACUGGAAAGCUAGAGGUUUCACUCUCUUCUCUCCUUUUUACCCCCACUGAAGUUGAAUUUUCCGGUUAGUCGAAAGAUGCAGGCAUAGUCGGUACAGUUCGGUGUUUCUUUCGAAAUCCUAGGUUGUCGAAUACCUAACAGACAGUGGCCUAAGGUUGUCUUGUCCCUUCCCUCAACAAACUAAAUUGUAGAUUUGCUUCAGUAAAGGGAAACUGAACAUCUUAUUACAAUCCUAAUAGUUCUGGUAGUAACUUCA
Hibiscus syriacus is the source of this 1282-nucleotide messenger RNA. RefSeq names its product protein REVERSION-TO-ETHYLENE SENSITIVITY1-like. Gene Ontology annotation, biological process: regulation of ethylene-activated signaling pathway; response to ethylene. Bases 314 to 1039 code for a protein of 241 amino acids. The record is from RefSeq and is a predicted model, not a curated record. Gene Ontology annotation, cellular component: endoplasmic reticulum; Golgi apparatus. The transcript is spliced from 3 exons. Lineage: Eukaryota; Viridiplantae; Streptophyta; Magnoliopsida; Malvales; Malvaceae.